UAGUUUGCAGGCAGUAAAAUUAUGGGGAAUAACAGUGGUGUCUCUAUUGAAGGACUUGGAACCUGUGAGAAUCAUCAGUGGUACAGGAAAUUCAGAACGGAAUGCCCAUCUGGACAGCUCACCUUUUGCGAAUUCAAACAGUUAUUCGGCCUGAAAAACCUAUCUGAAGCUUCUAAGGCCUACAUCAUGAGCAUGUUUGAAAUGUUGGAUAUGAAUGACGUAAGAUUACUUUUAUCUCGAUCACUAAUGUUCAUCGUUUAUACAGUGCCUAUAGAACGUCUACACCGCCCUUGGAUUUCUUCACAUUUUAUUGUUACACCUCUGCUGUUGUCAUUCUCCGGCAUCCCUGAAAAUAUUAGAUUGUUCCGCAUUGAUCGACACUGUGAGCUGUCCCUGGAGGAGUUCAUGGAGGGCAUCCAGAAUGAUGAGAAGCUGCUGGAGACACUGACCGAGAGUCUGGAUCUCAUACAUCAUCAGCAAGAUCCAGGUCGAGAUGAACCCCUAUUGUUGCAGCACAAGAAGAUUUUAUGA
Molecule: messenger RNA, 531 nt
Organism: Salvelinus sp. IW2-2015
Lineage: Eukaryota; Metazoa; Chordata; Actinopteri; Salmoniformes; Salmonidae
Source: RefSeq, a predicted model, not a curated record